Messenger RNA from Hevea brasiliensis (rubber tree), 1336 nucleotides. RefSeq names its product bidirectional sugar transporter N3-like. The transcript has 6 exons. Gene Ontology annotation, biological process: carbohydrate transport. The coding region runs from base 398 to 1213 and encodes 271 amino acids. The record is from RefSeq and is a predicted model, not a curated record. Gene Ontology annotation, cellular component: membrane. Gene Ontology annotation, molecular function: sugar transmembrane transporter activity. NCBI's taxonomy places the organism in Eukaryota, Viridiplantae, Streptophyta, Magnoliopsida, Malpighiales, Euphorbiaceae.
AUCAGCUAAGUAGCAAGAUAAAAGAAAUGGGCUGAGGCCCGAUUACCUUUUAGCUAAGCUGUACCGGCUAUCCCUUCUUUCGAAAAGCUUGAAGUCAGCGAAGCUAAAGCUAUGCUAGUGAAUCAUUAGCAGAAAGAGCAACAAAAGGUGGUAUGCUGAAGAGAGAAUUUCAAGAUUAUCAGAACUCGAAAACGCACCAUCUAGUUAUCAGUUCACAAAAUAUCGGGGAACGGUUUGUUCUUUAGCUCUAUAGAACAUGUCCAAUAUGAAGUUGCCAAGUCAUCAGCUUUUGCUUUAUAGCCCUAUAUAAGGAUAUGCAAAUGCAACCUGAUGCACACAAUUCAUGUAAUAACUUCUUCUGGUUGCCCUCAAUAGCAAAAAGCUUCACAUUUUCAUAAUGGCAUUGCAUGAUCCUCGCCUAGUUCUUGUCUUUGGUCUUCUGGGCAAUGUGUUGUCCUUCCUCGUAUAUUUGGCUCCAUUGCCAACUUUUUACAAAAUUUUCAAGAAAAAAUCGACACAAGAAUUCCAAUCCUUACCAUAUUCAGUAGCACUGUUUAGUGCCAUGUUAAUGCUGUAUUAUGCCUCUUUGAAGCCACAUGCAUUUAUGCUGAUUACAAUUAACUCCCUCGGUUGCGUCAUUGAAACCAUCUAUCUCGUCAUUUACAUAAUAUAUGCAGCCAAGAACUCCAGGAUUUAUACCUUGAAGCUACUUAUCUCAUUCAACUUGGUGGCAUAUGCAAUGAUCAUAGGAUUGACAUCCCUGUUCUCACAUGGCUUUGAGAAGAUGAAUGUUGUUGGAUGGAUCUCUGUCGUCUUCUCUGUCUCUGUCUAUGCUGCUCCUCUUAGUAUCAUGCGGCUUGUUGUAAAAACAAAGAGCGUAGAAUACAUGCCCUUUUCACUGUCACUUGCAUUGACUAUCUGUGCGACUUGCUGGUUGGGAUAUGGCCUUGCUGUGGACGAUUACUUUAUCGCUACACCAAAUGUACUAGGAUUCUUGCUUGGAUUAGUUCAGAUGAUACUGUACUUGAUCUACAAGAACAGAAAGAAUGAGAUCUUGCCUAAAACCAACUCACAAGAACUAGCAAUUAGCGAGCAUCAAACGAGAAAAGAUGGAAACUCUAAUAAAACCAGCUUGAAUCAACCAGAAGAAGCUGCAAGGGAUGGUGAAAGAAUAGCUAACAAAGCAGUAGAAUCAACUGAACUCGAAGUGUGACUGCUUAUUUAUUAUAUGAGCAUGAGUUUCUAUACAUAUUAACCUGAUCUUCCAAGCUGUUCUAGAGGUGGAAGAUCGAUAUUGAACUCAGUGAUAUAUACAAUUUUGUUGCUUUAAUUACUA